Molecule: messenger RNA, 3022 nt
Organism: Syngnathoides biaculeatus (alligator pipefish)
Lineage: Eukaryota; Metazoa; Chordata; Actinopteri; Syngnathiformes; Syngnathidae
Gene: jazf1b
Product: JAZF zinc finger 1b
Exons: 5
Coding region: 21-749 (242 amino acids)
Cellular component (GO): nucleus
Source: RefSeq, a predicted model, not a curated record
UCCCCGAUGCAGCAGCGACCAUGACAGGCAUCGCCGCUGCUUCUUUCUUCUCCAACGCGUGCAGGUUCGGCAGCUGCGGACUCCACUUCGACUCCCUGGCCGAGCUCAUCUUGCACAUCGAGGAUAACCACAUCGACACGGACCCCCGCCUUCUGGAGAAGCAGGAGCAGCAGCAGCCCACCUACGUGGCCCUCAGCUACAUCAACAGGUUCAUGACGGAGGCUGCAAGGCGAGAGCACGAAGCCCUGAAGAAGAAGCAGCAGCAGCAGCCCAAGCUGUGUCUGUCGUUGACGGCGAGCCUUUGCCGCAGCAGCGGGAACCUCACCCCUCCCGUCACGCCGCCCAUCACCCCCUCCUCGUCCUUUCGCAGCAGCACGCCCACGGGCAGCGAGUGCGACGAAGAGGACGUGGACUUCGAGGGGUCCGACAGCGACGAUUCGUGGACCACGGAGAGCGCCAUCAGCUCCCAGUCCAUCCUCAGCUCCAUGUGCAUGAACGGCGGCGACGAGAAGCCCUUCGCCUGCCCCGUCCCGGGAUGCAAAAAGAGAUACAAGAACGUCAACGGGAUCAAGUACCACGCCAAGAACGGCCACCGCACGCAGAUCCGAGUGCGCAAACCCUUCAAGUGCCGCUGCGGGAAAAGCUACAAGACGUCUCAGAGCCUCCGGCAUCACACCGUCAACUUCCACCCGCUCGUCGCCGCCGUCGACGACGACAGCAACGUCGUCCACCGCAAGACGCAGCCGUAGCGUUGUCGCCGCUCGUCCGUCACCGUCGCUCACCGCGCGCUACGACGUUAGCUUAUUAUUAGUAUUUUUUUUUGCGGGCUUUCAUGUGGGUUAUUGCUCACUAUGGAUUUUAUUAUGAAUGUUUCAUCGUGGCCGUCAUUUUGGAAUUUGCACAUUGAAGCUACGAUUUUGAAUUAUUGUUUUUUUUUUUUUAGGGUGCUUGUUGGUUUACUUUGCGUUGUACUUUUCGUGCGACAAUGUGCCAAAGUGAGACCCGCGGCGGUUAGCGCGCCCGCCUCACAGUUCAGAGGUCCUGGGUUCAAGUCCAGGGGCGUCCUUGCGCCCCUGGGUCUUCUCCGGGUACUCCGGUUUCCUCCUACAUUCCAAAAACGUGCGUGUUAGGUUAAUUGAAGUUUUGAAAUUGCAGUUGACUGGUCAUCCACUCUAUACUAAAAUCAAAAAAUUCCAAAAUUUUUAUUAUUUAUGACUUCAUUUUUUUUGCGGGGGGGGGGGGGGGGGUCUGAGCAAGGAAAUGUUACAUAGUUCAACAAGAAGGAAGUCCAUCCAUUUCCUGGACUAGUUUUCCCUCAAUUGAAUCACAAGUGAGAUGGAGGCUAAGUCAGCUGACUUGAAGCACGAGGCGGCGUGCACCCUGGACUGGUUCUCUGCCUUCUCGUGUUUUUUUUUUUUUUUUUUUUCUUGGACAAUCUCGAUUUUCUUCAUGGCCCUGCUUCCAAUUGACAGCAGGUCAUGAUAAUAUUUUAAUUUUUUUUUUUUUUUUAAUUCUCCCAGUGCCAAUGCGCGACCACUCACGGGUGAACUCAGGUGACGUUUGCAAACAUUUCAGCAACUCCUCCCCGACGUGUCUUCUACCAGCGUUUAAGCUCUCCUCGCGAUUAGCUUCAAUCCCCCCCCCCCAAUGCGGUUUUUCAAAGCACUUUUUAUUAUAAUUUUUUUUUCCCGGUAACACGUUGCCAACAAACGAGCAUUUGUGCCAAGCUCACGUUCCUCGCGUCUCUGUAACUAUUUCUUGGACGUGGCGAGUGGCAGCAGAAUUCCAGUGUUUUUCCCGCCAAGCAUUCCGACUCGGGACGGAGGAGGCGCACGAGACCGUUCGAGCACGUCUUUGUUACGUUCUGUACUAGUACACUUUUUGUCCUCACUGGUGAGACAAUGCAGCACACUAAUAGAAUGACUGUCUUCUGUCUUACCGGGAAUGCUUUUUUUUUUUACUACAAUUGCCACGCUUAGCCUACAAGUGUGUAUUUAAAAUUUACUGGCAGUUACUUCAGUAGCACUACUAGAGUCUGACCAAUAGGAUUAUUAUUAUAUAUAUAUAUAUAUAUUUUUUUUUUUUUUAGGCCAAAUGUAAUUUUGCUAACCCAUUAAUUGGAGGAUGAUGUCACUUUUUCGGGGUCCUGUACAAUGCUUACCAUAAAUAUUUGAAUUACAAGUGGAGCAUUUAAGUGUUUUACAAUACAGUGUCCUUUAGUAUUUGUUUAACUUUACAACAGAGACAAAAAUCAGUAGUUCACUCAUCAAGUAUAUUGAUAAAAAUUCUCAAAAGGUGUUUCCAUGUAGCUCCUUAAAGGGGAAAUCCACUGGUUUCCAUUAACAAUGUAUCCAAUAGGUCAUGUAAUAUGUACCCCAAUAUUAACAAUGUGAUGUUAAAUCCUCUCUCAUUUAAUAGCGUUUUGAGAAGAUUGUUAUCGACAAUAAAGAAUUUUCAGGGGUGCUGACAUUUUCGCAAGUAACCUGACCUAUGUGCGCGGAUGUGACACGUACCGUGCCGCAACAAAGGCUCGAUUACAUGGGACACCAUUUAUGCCUCGCGCUGAUUUCUCGGAUGGAUCCUCAUCUGGUGAAGUAUCGGUUGAUCGGGAAGACGGAGGAAUACUUCCGUACACGGCCGUGAGCGACUCUCCGCCGCUCGGUUGAUCGGGAAGACGGUGCCGCUCACGGCUGUGUACGGACGUAUUCCUGCGUCUUCCCGGUCAACCAAUGCCGCCACUUCUUCAUCAAAUGAGGAUUAAAUCUGAGAAACCAGCGCCGGGCACAAUGUAAUCGAGCCUUUGGCGCGGCACGGAACGCGUCACAUCCGCGCACGUAGGUCACGUGACUCGAGAAAAUGGCAGCGCCCCUGAAAAUUCGUAAUUGGCGAUUUUAAAAAAUCUCAUCAAAACACUAUUAAAUGAGAGAGGAUUUGUUAAUACUGGGGUACAUAUUACAUGACCUAUUGGAUACAUUGUUAUUCCAAGCCACCGGAAUUUCCCUUUAAGGUCCAUGUGCAGUAG